GAUCCUUGGAAAGCUCGGCUUCUGGAAGAAAAGCUCGGCCACGACGGUCACCGCCGUCCAGCCCUUCAAGUCGCCAGAGGCCGCCGAGAUUCGAGUUGCCAGCCAAGCUGCAGCCAUUGAAGAGCUCGAGGACGUCCAGGCGCCGAAGCCUGAGCCGGAGGAGCCCUCGCUGCCGCCUUCGAAAGGCCCUGAGGAGACAGCGAAGCUCGUGGAAAGUUUGUGCCAGGGGCCAUAG
Messenger RNA from Symbiodinium sp. CCMP2456, 235 nucleotides. The record is from the annotation of a GenBank genome assembly. Lineage: Eukaryota; Dinophyceae; Suessiales; Symbiodiniaceae.